UCAUGAUGGGGUUGGACUGUGAAGAAAAAGAAAGGAGGGGUUGCAUGGUUCUAAUAUCAUAGAAAACUACUUGUUUUCUUGUUUUUGUCAGUGUAGCCUUUUGUGGUACGAAAUAAAUUAUUGGCUAGAUUAACAAAAAAACGCCGAUUUUAACGCAUUUUUGAGGAUAAAUUGCACAAUAUGUCCUAUUUGCCGUUCCUUAGGUGACACGUGGUUUGUUGGUCAGUAGGUCGCCUGGUUUUUGGCGACGCAAGGUGGAAUCCACCCAGCAGCAGCAGCAGCAGCUCCCGACCGCCACGUCGCGCUGACAGCAAGAAGGCGAAGAUUAUUAGCCUAAAGCUUCGUCUCGCCUCCUCCCCGAAGCUGAUGAGCACGCUCAUAGAGUUGCAACUGCUUUUGAAGUGGAUGGCAUUAUUCGUGCUCUUCGGACUCCUCAUCCUCAGUCCACGAACUUCUGCGUCUUGCAGUGACGCGAGGUCGAGCAGAGAAGACGCCGAGCGCUUUCGGGUUGAACAAGCUGCGGCUUUCAGACCCAAACGACCUCCACAUAUCAUCUUCAUACUGACAGAUGACCAGGGUUUCAAUGACAUCGGAUAUCACAGCAGAGACAUCCGCAGCCCGACGCUGGAUAAGCUGGCUUCAGAGGGAGUGCGCCUGGAGAACUACUAUGUCCAGCCGCUGUGCACCCCGUCCCGCAGCCAGCUCAUCACAGGCAGAUAUCAAAUACACACUGGCCUCCAGCACUCCAUCAUCAGACCACGUCAACCCAGCUGCCUCCCUCUGGAUGUGGUCACACUCCCUCAACGCUUACAGGAAGCCGGUUACUCCACUCACAUGGUGGGGAAGUGGCAUUUGGGCUUCUAUCGUAAAGAUUGUUUGCCCACACGUCGUGGAUUUCACACCUACUUCGGUUCAUUGACCGGCAGCGUAGACUAUUAUACGUACGGCUCAUGCGACGGCAAGUCAUUGUGUGGCUUUGACCUCCACGAAGGUGAGUCAGUGGCAUGGGGGAAAGGGGGGAAGUACUCAACUCACCUCUACACCCAGAGAGUGCGCAAAAUCUUAGCAGCACACGACUCAACCAGUCAGCCUCUUUUUAUCUUCCUUUCCCUUCAGGCGGUGCAUACACCUCUAAAGCCACCCAAAGAAUACAUCUAUCCGUACCGCCGCAUGGGCAACGUUCCCCGCAGGAAAUACGCAGCCAUGGUUUCUAUCGUUGACGAGGCAGUCCGGAACAUAACUUACGCGCUGCGAAAGUAUGGCUUCUACCGUAAUAGCGUCAUCAUCUUCUCCACCGACAAUGGAGCUCAGCCAUUAACAGGGGGAAGUAACUGGCCCCUACGAGGGUGCAAGGGGACAUAUUGGGAAGGUGGCAUUAGAGGAGUGGGUUUCGUGCACAGUCCCUUGAUACGCCAUCGAAGAAGGGUCAGCAGAGCCCUUAUACACAUUACUGACUGGUAUCCAACCCUAGUUGGACUUGCUGGGGGCAAUGUGUCGCAGCAUCAGGGAUUAGACGGGUUUGAUGUUUGGCCUACCAUUAGUGAAGGAAAGGAAUCCCCACGACUGGAAAUUCUUCACAACAUCGACCCUCUUCAUCGGCGCAGUUGGGGCUCGUUGAAGGACGGCUAUGGAUUGUGGGACACCACCGUGCAAGCGGCCAUCAGAGUGGGCGACUGGAAGCUUUUGACGGGCGACCCUGGCCAUGGGGAUUGGGUGCCGCCCCAGGUGCUUACAAACUUCCCUAGCAGCUGGUGGCACCUGGAGCGACAGAUUGAAAAAAAAAGAAAAUCAGUUUGGCUCUUCAAUGUUACAGGCGACCCUUGUGAACGGCAUGACCUUGCAGCGCAUAGGCCUGACGUCGUCAAGGAACUGCUAGCACGGCUAGCGUUAUACAAUCGCACUGCAAUACCUGUUCGCUACCCGCCAGAUGAUGCUCGCGCUAACCCCAGUUUGAAUGGCGGUGCAUGGCGACCUUGGGUGAGCGAAGACGAAGAGGAGGAAAACUGGGAUGGAAUUUAUUACAAGAGAGGAAAGAAUCGCAAAAGGAAGAAAUGUAGGCUCUGCAAAUUACAAUCAUUCUUCAAGAAGCUUAAUUUAAAGAUCAUGUCAAAACAAAUACAAGAUUCUUCUGCUAUUGGACAUCACUUACAAUAAUAAACUUAAUUGCUGACCAUGUUUAAGAGCUGGAAAGGAAUAGUACACCCAGGACAUCCAAGAUGUGCAUGACUUUCUUUCCUCGAAGAAAGGCGAAGAGAAAUUAAGGUUUUAGAGGAAAACAUACUCACCAAAGACUAUUUUCGACAGUCCAAAAUCCAUAUUUAGACAGUUUAAAAGUAAUCCACACGACCCCAGCUGAUAAAUAAGGGUUGUAAUGUAAAUUAUAUACUUUUUAUCUACAAAUGCUUGCAUUGGUGAAGUUUGGCUUAGUUCACGACCUCUUGUUUGCAGAUUGAAGCAUUUACUUGGUCACCUUUCUUUUAAGCUGACGUCAAUAGUUGUGUGGUAUAACAUGUCUAAAAAUACAAAUAUCUCUCAAUUUAUGUGAACUUAUAAAAACUGCACGUGUAUAAGAAUUAUACUACAAUUGUACUGACAAAUGCUGUUUACAGUAGUUUGAUUGUCUUUUAUUUCUUUUGAGAAAAUAAAAGGUCAAGUUAAUGCAAUGUUGCAACAUUUGGUGAAAUUAUAUGAACUGUGAAACUAUAUUACAACAAUGGUUUGAGCACCUGCAGACCUCUGUUGUUUGCAUCCUAUUUGCGUCAGACUAUAAUGCAAAAUUCAAAUGCCCUGCUGCUGAGCAUCAGGAGACCACGAGGAGGCCAGGGCAGGACAUCAUUACAUUUCAACACUAUAUUACAAGUGCAAGCUGUUUGUUCAGGCCCACUGGAUAUCUUAUAUAGUAUGAAAACAAAUCCCCUGUAGCACUGGCAUUGGUGGAUGGAUGAUAAGGUCUUGGGGUCAGGCCCAAUACCAUUAAGGAACCUCAUGUUGGAACUGUAUGACCGUUCAAAGAUUUCCACAAACCACCCUCUGCCCACAAAUGCAUUCUGUGGAAGCAUGAGACAAAUCAGGGACAACCAAACCUCUCUUUGUUGAAUGGAGGAACACAAGAGAAGUGCUGAUAUGCUCCUCCUUAUUUUCAGCAAGUGAUUGGAUGGACAAUAGACAGAAAUGACUGUUCUGAUUCUUGUUACAGUUUCAAAGUGCAGAUGUGUUCAUAUUUUAUGCUGUUAUUUUUCAUGAAUAUAUGAUUUUGAAAUACGCCUCAUUGUUUUUACACAAACAUGGAGGAUGUAUGAGUGGAUGUAUCUGAUGGCCUCAUUGGGUAUUCAGUGCUAUUCAGUGAAAAAAGACAUUUUUGCAUACCUUUAAAA
Messenger RNA from Sinocyclocheilus anshuiensis, 3374 nucleotides. RefSeq names its product arylsulfatase family, member Ib (gene arsib). The transcript has 2 exons. The coding region runs from base 367 to 2154 and encodes 595 amino acids. The record is from RefSeq and is a predicted model, not a curated record. Lineage: Eukaryota; Metazoa; Chordata; Actinopteri; Cypriniformes; Cyprinidae. Gene Ontology annotation, molecular function: sulfuric ester hydrolase activity.